GCACACCACCUUUGUGUCAAUCCAACUUAUUUAUCAUUUUCAGCAGUUACACUUCACUCCGCCAUUAUUUGUUUCUCUCCCCCCAAUAUCUCUCUCCCUAGGGUUUCUGUAAUCUUCCUCUCUCUGCUUUCUCUCAGUGUGUUGUUUAUUUUUGUUGAUUUCGUUUCUUUUUCUUGUGUACAUCUGAUAUUCUGAUCCUGUGUUCGCAGUUUACACUCCUGAUCGCCGUCUCUUCAGUGACCACACAAUGAGAUAUUACGAAGAAGAGGGUGAGAUAAUCCCUGAUUGUGUGAUAAAUUACCAGACUGUUGAUGAAAAUAAUCAGCCAGUUCCAUUUUCUGUAUUGCCACUUCUAUGGAGCGAGGAUGAGACCCCAGCCCCAGGCAACUCGGAUACGCAGAUAUUAUUAUGUGGAACUGCAGUGACUGGACCAAAAAUGUAUGAGAAGGUAAUAGCAUGGAGACCAGAAAUUUCUUAUGCAUUGCCAAUGAUUUACGUUCUUUCCAAGGAAAACAAGGUGUGGAUGCAGCUCCGAAAGCCUAGGAGAAGCUUUGAAGAUUGUAUUAUGUCCACUCUGGUAACUGUUCAUUGCCUCCAUUUCUUAAAAUGGAAUCGUAAAGCAGAUGUAUCUGCUCUAUGGACACAGUUGCGCAAAGUUUUUAGCACCUAUGAUGUCGCGCCGUCGAAGCGCCAUCUCUUAUGUCAUCUGCCUCUAAUAAAUGAAGCUGCAAAGAGAGAUAAAGGUUUAGGAAAAUCUGAGCUUCUGCCUACACUGUUGUUGGAGAUUAAAUUAAACUUUGAAGUAGGCAGUCAGGUGGAUUAUGAAGAGGAUGACAGUGACAAUGAUGAUGCAACAUUUGAUUCUGUUUGUGUCCUUUGUGACAACGGCGGUGUACUACUCUGUUGUGAAGACAAGUGCUUAAGAUCCUUCCAUCCAAAUAUAAAUGUUGGAGUUGAAUCGUCCUGUGAAUCCCUUGGCUAUAGUGAUUCUCAAGUUGAUGCAAUGCAGACUUUCUUUUGCAAUAAUUGUCGAUAUCAACAACAUCAGUGUUUUGUUUGUGGCAAAUUGGGCUCUUCUGAUCAGUCUUCUGUUCCAGAGGUCUUCCAGUGUGCCAAUGCAGAUUGUGGUCAUUUCUACCAUCCAAACUGUGUCGCUGAACUCCUGCAGCCUUGUGAUACGUUUAAAAGGAGUGAACUACAGCAGAAAAUCCAUUCUGGAGAAUCUUUUGUAUGUCCUGCCCAUAAAUGUAAUAUAUGUGUGAAAGGAGAGGAGAAAACAGUUCACGAGUUGCAAUUUGCAAUGUGUAGACGCUGUCCGAAGGCAUACCACCGGAAAUGCUUGCCCAGCGAGAUUACCUUCCAAAGUGAUGGGAUUAUUGAUCAAAGGGCUUGGGAUGGUCUCUUAUCGAAUCGUGUUUUAAUUUACUGCAUGGACCAUGAAAUCCUUUCUGAAAUUGGGACACCUAAAAGAGACCAUAUUAUUUUCCCUAAUGUUGAGGGGAAAAUGCAAACAACUUCUGGAUUACUUUCAAGCAAAGAGAAAAUGAUAAAAAGCAAGGAUAUGGGGACUUUGACAAUGACAAGUCCUUUGAAGCGGAGUCUUAAACACGCAGGGAUAUAUUGUGGUCAUUCGACCUCUGCUACAUUUACUGGGGAAAAGGUAUUCAGGCAUGCCAACAUAGAUAAAAGCAAGUUAUCCGUGCCACAGAAAACAAUGCACAUGCCCAAUUCUGACAAAGGAAAGAUAUCAGACGGUUACAAGAAUCGGAUUGCAGAUAAAUUUAUGAAAGUUGAAAGCAGGGGCCAGCCUCCAGUUGAUAUUGAGCUUAAAUUACGGAUGUUAAAGUUGAUAGAGGAUUCAACAUCUUCAUUUAACAAGGAAGAAUUCUUGAAAGGCAAGAAAACAUCAUCACUGUAUUCAUCGCAUGCAAGGAUUGCAGAGGACAAGACCUUUACUGAAGGGAAGGUGAAAGGCUAUGUAAAGGCUGUUCAAACUGCUUUGAAGAUAUUAAAUGACGGGGGUAAGCUGGAGGAUGCAAAAGCUGUAUGUGAGCCACAAGUUCUCAAACAACUUGUCAGAUGGAAGAAGCAACUGGAUGUUUAUCUUGCCCCUGUUCUCCAUGGAAACCGCUAUACAUCUUAUGGUCGGCACUUCACUAAAGUGGACAAGCUUGAGUUGAUAGUGGAUAAGCUCAAAUGGUAUGUGCAAGAUGGUGACACGAUAGUAGAUUUUUGUUGCGGAUCGAAUGAUUUUAGCUGCUUAAUGAGAGAGAGGCUCCACAAAAUGGGAAAGAUCUGCUCCUUCAGAAACUUUGAUUUGUUUACACCUAAGAAUGACUUCAAUUUUGAGCAAAAAGAUUGGAUGACUGUCACUUUAGAAGAAUUACCUGCUGGUUCUAAUCUGAUUAUGGGCCUGAAUCCUCCUUUCGGUGUCAAUGGAAACUUAGCAAACAAGUUCAUUGACAAGGCGCUCACGUUCAAACCAAAGCUAAUCAUUCUUAUAGUUCCCUCGCUAACUGAAAGACUUGACAGAAAAAGGAAACUUCCGUAUGAUAUUAUUUGGGAGGAUCAAUGUUUACUAUCGGGCAAGGCAUUUUACCUGCCUGGAUCAGUUGAUGUGAAUGAUAAGCAACUAGAGCAGCAUAACCGGUUGGCACCACCACUGUAUCUUUGGAGCCGUCCAGAUUGGACUGCUAAGCACAAACAAAUAGCUGAAACUCAUGGCCACUUCACAGUCACACGUGAUUCAUUACAGAUGGGAAAGAUGGAUACAGGAGAAAACCAUGAUGGGAUGUAUCAGGAUAUGGAAGUGGAUUCGCCUGUCUAUUUGCCUUGCAACAACGCAGACCAAAAAAGCUCAUUUGACUGGAGUUUGAUGGGCUCGUAUCCAAGUCAUUACCCAACGGGAAUGCAGCACCGUGCUGUUUCCUCUGAUGCUAUGUGGGAUGUCUAUCAUAAAGUCCUCCCCCAGCAUUCUGAUGUUCCGGGUGCUAUGCAGGGUAUCAUCCAUGAAGUUCCACCCCUGCAUCCAUCUGUUGGUUACAAUUCUGUGGAUGGUGUCCACCAUGGAGCUUUCCCCCCGCCUUGCCAAUAUCCAACAGAGCCUUACUAUUAUCCAGGAUGGCCUGGUUUCUAACCUUCCAAUGAGAAUCUGUUGAUGCUUUUGGAGGAACCUUUCCAGUUGAUGUCCUGAUCAGCUUGUAUAUGAUCUCGAACUACUAAAAGUGUACUAACAGUAGCUGCUGUGUGCGUGAUGGAUUCAGUUUUUACUUUGUGCGCGUGGAUUCAGUUUUUACUUUGUGUGUGUGGAUUCAGUUUUUACUUUUGUGUGCGUGGAUUUUCAGUUUUUGCUAUGUAUGGUGUAUGGAUGCAUAAUGUUUCAGUUUAAACCAUGUGGCCCGUUCUUGUGGAAUCAAGUAAUUAACACCUUAAUCUCCCA
Daucus carota subsp. sativus is the source of this 3439-nucleotide messenger RNA. Its product is annotated as protein ENHANCED DOWNY MILDEW 2. NCBI's taxonomy places the organism in Eukaryota, Viridiplantae, Streptophyta, Magnoliopsida, Apiales, Apiaceae. Bases 248 to 3136 code for a protein of 962 amino acids. The record is from RefSeq and is a predicted model, not a curated record. The transcript is spliced from 18 exons.